CUUCUCCUCUCAUCAUCUCUCUCCUCCUCUCCUUCUCUCUCUCUCUUGCUCCUCUCUCGGGUACUCUCAUCGGGCUCUCUCGUCGUCUCUUCGUCUUCUCUUCUCUCUCCUCUCCGUUCCGGGCUCUUCAGGUUUCCUUCUUGGCACCAAGCGACACCACCAACAUCCCCUCCUCCCCCCUCCCCCGACACCCCGGCCAUCUCACACGACACGACACCUAUUCAAAAGUUCAUUACUAAAGCAGCAUAAACACCUUCUCAAGAAAAAAAGACAUAGCUAGCACGCUAUCUACGUAUUCAAACGCAUCUACAUUCUCAACUAUACAACAUGAGCGGCUCCCCGUUCCAAAUCCCGAACUUUGCGACCCAGGCCCCGCCUGCCGAGGCGCCCAAGAAGCCCCAUCUCUACAUUGGCAACUUGUCCCCCCGAGUCACGGACCAGAUGCUCGCAGAGAUCUUCUCGGUCGCUGGCGCCGUCGUAUCGGCCAAGAUCAUCCAGGACAGGAACUUUCAGCACGGUGGCUUCAACUACGGCUUUGUCGAGUACACCGACAUGAGGUCUGCCGAGCAGGCCCUGACGACGCUCAACGGCCGCAAGAUCUUUGACUCGGAGAUCCGCGUCAACUGGGCCUACCAGGGCCAGGUGAACCGCGAGGACACGCAGCACCACUUCCACGUCUUUGUCGGUGACCUCAGCCCAGAGGUCAAUGACGAGGUGCUCGCAAACGCCUUCGCCGCUCUCGGCUCGAUGAGCGAAGCCCGCGUCAUGUGGGACAUGAACUCGGGCAAGAGCAGGGGUUACGGCUUCCUGUCCUUCCGGGACAAGAGCGACGCCGAGCAGGCUAUCGCGACCAUGAACGGCGAAUGGUUGGGCUCACGUUCGAUUCGUGUCAACUGGGCCAACCAGAAGACACAGACCGGCGGCUCGCGUUCCAUCGGCCUGUCCAGUGGCGGCGCUGGAGGGGGAUCUGCUGCAGGCGGUAGCUUCCCUCCGGCUGGCCCGCUCACUUUUGAGCAGAUUGCCGCCCAGACACCAGAGUACAACACGACGGUGUACGUCGGCAACCUUAUCCCCUACACCACCCAGGCCGACCUCAUCCCCUUGUUCCAGAGCUACGGCUACAUUGUCGAGAUCCGCAUGCAGGCCGACCGCGGCUUUGCGUUUGUCAAGCUCGACACACACAACAACGCCGCACUGGCGAUCAGCAACCUCCAAAACCAUCUUGUCCACGGCCGCCCGAUCAAGUGUUCAUGGGGCAAGGACAGGCAGACUGAGACGCUUGGUUUCGGCGCCCAAGCCCCCCAGCAGUCUCAGCAGCCCCAGCAGCAUCAGCAGCAGCAACAACCCCAGCAGCAUCAGCAACCCCAGCACAACCAGCAGCAACAGCACUUUUCUCAAAACUACUCCUACUACCCUGGCUACAGCGGCAUUCCCGGCCAGCCCGGUGCGCAGCUUUCGACCCCGCAGCACGACUCGGGCGCGGGCGCCAGCGCGGCACAGGCGGCAUGGGACCCGGCCGCGGCCGCGUACUACCAGACUGGCUGGGGCGGUUUCUACAACCAGCAGAACCCCCUUGGUGCGCUGCAGGCGAACGGAGCCCAUGGAGUCAACGGCGCCAACGGCGGCCACCAGCUCUAACCCUUUUCCCGAGCAUUCAUCAUUCAAAGCGCCCCAUAUACAUGGCUUUGUUUUUGUAAUCCAACUGUGGGCUGGGCCAAGUCCCGAGGCAUUCCCCCAGCGUGACACUUCUUCCACUAUGCAUUAUCUUCACGCAUAUGGUGCAUCGGCAUGGG
Vanrija pseudolonga is the source of this 1793-nucleotide messenger RNA. RefSeq names its product Oligouridylate-binding protein 1C (gene UBP1C). The transcript is spliced from 3 exons. The coding region runs from base 328 to 1638 and encodes 436 amino acids. Lineage: Eukaryota; Fungi; Basidiomycota; Tremellomycetes; Trichosporonales; Trichosporonaceae. Gene Ontology annotation, molecular function: mRNA binding. The record is from RefSeq and is a predicted model, not a curated record.